Molecule: messenger RNA, 764 nt
Organism: Loa loa (African eye worm)
Lineage: Eukaryota; Metazoa; Nematoda; Chromadorea; Rhabditida; Onchocercidae
Product: NHE-3 protein
Exons: 6
Coding region: 140-700 (186 amino acids)
Biological process (GO): regulation of pH; proton transmembrane transport; sodium ion transport
Cellular component (GO): membrane
Molecular function (GO): sodium:proton antiporter activity
Source: RefSeq, a predicted model, not a curated record
AAAUUGGCGAGAUUUUUAUGAAAUUGCAUCUCAUAAUGAUGAAACACCUGGACGUUUUCAAGUGAUCUCAUUCAAUUGGGAAGAGGUCCAAAAACCAUAUACUAUUGCAAUAUGGUUAUUACUUGCUGGUAUUGCUAAAAUGGUAUUUCAUAUCUCAAAACGGGUUGCUGAUACAUUUCCGGAUUCAUCAUUACUGAUUGUUGUUGGUCUUAUAUUGGGUGUACUACUUAAAUUAUCCAAUGUUAAUGAUUCAAUAUUCAAUCUUGAAGCAAAUAUUUUCUUCCUUUAUUUGCUACCACCAAUUAUUUUUGAUGCUGGCUAUUUUAUGCCAAAUCGAGCAUUAUUUGAAAAUUUUGGCUCCAUUUUGGUAUUUGCCGUUAUUGGAACCAUAUGGAAUUGUCUAGCAAUUGGCUCAACAUUAUAUGGCCUUGGCUUAUUAAAUGUAUUCUCAAUUAAAUUUUCUAUUUUCGAAAUUUUCCUCUUUUCGGCAUUAAUUAGCGCCGUUGAUCCGGUAGCUGUAAUAGCUGUUUUUGAAGAGAUUCAUGUUAAUGAAACUCUUUUUAUAACUGUUUUCGGUGAAGCAUUAUUCAAUGAUGGUAUCACUGUGGUGCUAUAUCAAAUGUUUCGUAAAUUUGUGCUAAUUGGAAGUGAUAAACUGAUAACAGUUGAUUAUUUAGCUGGUGGAAUAAGUUUUUUGUAAUUGGUCUUGGCGGUGCAGCAAUUGGUCUUUUUUAUGCAUUUAUUGUUAGCUUCAUCACCAAGUA